This is a messenger RNA of Delphinapterus leucas (beluga whale), 1489 nucleotides long. It is a transcript of the gene UBIAD1, whose product is annotated as UbiA prenyltransferase domain containing 1. Gene Ontology annotation, molecular function: prenyltransferase activity. The record is from RefSeq and is a predicted model, not a curated record. NCBI's taxonomy places the organism in Eukaryota, Metazoa, Chordata, Mammalia, Artiodactyla, Monodontidae. Gene Ontology annotation, biological process: menaquinone biosynthetic process; vitamin K biosynthetic process. Gene Ontology annotation, cellular component: endoplasmic reticulum; Golgi membrane.
CGGGCCUACAGUGGCGGGUGCCCAAGAUGGUAGCUCCCGCGGCUGCGUAGAGGCGGCAGCGGUUCAGUCUCGGGCUGUAGGACGAGGCGGGCGUCUGGAAGCGGUCCUCGCCCAGGUGACAGGAGGUCGGGGAGGUGCCGCCGAGCCUCGUGGGGUGCCAGGCCCGCUCGCUGCAGUCCCCGGGCCCCGCCGCCUCCCUGUCCCUGCCCCCGGGUGGAACCGAAGAAGGUCAGGUCCGCCGCCCCGCCUGUACUCGCCUCAGGGCGGACGCUGUGUGUGGGUGGCUCACUGUUUAUCAUUGACUUCACCCAAGUGCAUUCUCCAUGGCGGCCUCGCAGGUCCCGGGGGAGAAGGUUAACAUCCAGGCAGGAGAGACGGCCAAGGUCGGGGACAGGGACCUGUUGCGGAACGGCUGUCCGGAGCAGGACAGACCGCCGCAGCGCUCGUGGAGGCAGAAGUGCGCCUCCUAUGUUCUGGCCCUGCGGCCCUGGAGCUUCAGUGCCUCACUCACCCCGGUAGCCCUGGGCAGUGCCCUGGCCUACAGAUCCCAGGGCGUCCUGGAUCCCAGGCUACUGGUGGGUUGUGCCGUAGCUGUCCUCGCUGUGCACGGGGCUGGAAAUUUGGUCAACACUUACUACGACUUUUCCAAGGGCAUUGACCACAAAAAGAGUGAUGACAGGACCCUGGUGGACCGAAUCUUGGAGCCCCAGGAUGUCGUCCGGUUUGGAGUCUUCCUCUACACCUUGGGCUGUGUCUGUGCUGCUUGCCUCUACUACCUGUCCCCUCUGAAACUGGAGCACUUAGCUCUCAUCUACUUCGGAGGCCUGUCUGGCUCCUUUCUCUACACAGGAGGAAUUGGAUUCAAGUACCUGGCUCUGGGAGACCUCAUCAUCCUCAUCACUUUUGGCCCGCUGGCUGUGAUGUUCGCCUACGCCGUCCAGGUGGGGUCCCUGGCGGUCUUCCCGCUGGUCUACGCCAUCCCCCUCGCCCUUAGCACCGAGGCCAUCCUCCAUUCCAACAAUACCAGGGACAUGGAGUCUGACCGGGAGGCUGGCAUCGUCACGCUCGCCAUCCUCAUUGGCCCCACUCUCUCCUACAUGCUCUACAACACGCUGCUCUUCCUGCCCUACCUGAUCUUCAGCAUCCUGGCUGUGCACUGCAGCAUCAGCCUGGCACUGCCCCUGCUCACCAUUCCCAUGGCCUUCUCCCUUGAGAGACAGUUCCGAAGCCAGACUUUCAACAAACUGCCCCAGAGGACUGCCAAACUCAACCUUCUGCUGGGCCUCUUCUAUGUUUCCAGCAUCAUUCUGGCACCGGCAGGCAGUCUGCCCAAACUCUAAGGGGACCAGUAGCCGCACGCCACAACGUGUCCCCCUUUCUUAGAAUGUGUUGAAGGCAGAGUGUCUGAGGAGGGAAGGUGAUUUGGCAGUGAGGGGCUUAAGGAUGGCUUGUGAACGCCCACCUUUUUUUAUUAUUACAUUCUUAAAGA